Messenger RNA from Electrophorus electricus (electric eel), 545 nucleotides. Its product is annotated as large ribosomal subunit protein mL63. Lineage: Eukaryota; Metazoa; Chordata; Actinopteri; Gymnotiformes; Gymnotidae. Gene Ontology annotation, cellular component: mitochondrial ribosome. Gene Ontology annotation, biological process: mitochondrial translation. The record is from RefSeq and is a predicted model, not a curated record. Gene Ontology annotation, molecular function: structural constituent of ribosome.
GGACUGUUGAGUACUCGUUUCUAGGGGAUUUGUAGUUCACUAUGAGACUGCUCAAUACUAGUUUAGAUGAAUAUUGGCGCAACUGGAGAAAAGGUCUGGCAUAUAGAGGUUAAGAUACUGAAAAAAGUCAGAUCCAGCAUGUUCCUGACUUUAGCACUGUUCCGAAAGGGGAUUCCAGGCAAGCAGUGGAUAGGGAAGCACCGUCGUCCACGUGCAGUCACCUGGCAGAUGAAGAGGAACAUGCUGCAUAAACUGGAGCGUGAGGCAGAAAAUGAGUACUGGAUUAGCCGACCAUACAUAAACCAGGAACAGGAGUAUGGACAUGCAGCCGUACGGCGACAGCAUACUUGGAUGAAGAUUAAAGCUGAGAGGCAGGCCAAGUUUCCAGAACACAAGUAUAUAAGUGAUCACCUACAUCACCUCAACAUCACCAAAAGAUGGUCCAGCUAAACAAACUGCCAGUUUCUGACUGGACUGUCAGUGUCAGUUGCAUGUAUGUGUUGUAGGUUUUGUGAUUUCUUUAUAAAGCAUUUGCUCAGUGGUAA